This is a messenger RNA of Poecilia latipinna (sailfin molly), 2196 nucleotides long. Its product is annotated as phosphatidylinositol 3-kinase regulatory subunit gamma. Gene Ontology annotation, molecular function: 1-phosphatidylinositol-3-kinase regulator activity. Gene Ontology annotation, biological process: phosphatidylinositol phosphate biosynthetic process; insulin receptor signaling pathway. Gene Ontology annotation, cellular component: phosphatidylinositol 3-kinase complex. The transcript is spliced from 10 exons. The coding region runs from base 628 to 2175 and encodes 515 amino acids. Lineage: Eukaryota; Metazoa; Chordata; Actinopteri; Cyprinodontiformes; Poeciliidae. The record is from RefSeq and is a predicted model, not a curated record.
GGGUUUCCCACUCUGAUUUGUAAACUAGGGGUGAUGGAUUGAUUUUAAAAACACUUCUGCAACUAAGACUUCAAUUUUAUGGACAAAUGAAUUCACAACUUCAGUUCUCAUUCCUUUUAAAGUCUUAAAAUAAUAGAAUUUAUUGGCUGCAAUCUUUUUUCAGCAAGAUUCUAUGUUUAAAAUACCCCGUCCAUCCCGUAGUGUUCCUCGGUGGAGUGGUACGGUCCGGCCGGUGUCUGACUCCGCCAGGCCAGCCUCCAUUGCUCACUACUCGUCUAAAAAUGGAGCCGAUAGGACGGAGGUUUGUGUGGAGGAGACGGAAAGGAGACCGCUGAUAGACUUGGAGCUAACGGCCCGAUUUCAGUUUGUGCUUUAAUGGAGCGGACUUUUGUUCAGGCAUAGUGGGCCUCCAUGAACAGCCCCAAGCUGUUAGCAUGUGUGAGAAAACAGCCGAAGCCCGGAGCUUGCUUUUCGCUUUUUAUCUAUUUAUUUUACUCUGAAGCAGGCAUUCAGACUGACGACUUGCAGGUUUAUAGAUCGACUAACUUAUACUUUAAACAGAUUUUAUUAUAAUUAUACACGUCGGUUUGUUAUUUUCGGCCGUUUUCACCCUUCCUGUUGAAAGCGAUGUACAACACGGUGUUGACGGCAGAGAAAGACGGAGACUGGCGGGACGUGAUGAUGCCCUAUUCCACCGAGCUGAUCUUCUACCUGGAGAUGGAUCAGCCUCCAGCUCUUCCUCCAAAGCCAGUCAAACCCCAGCCGCCGCCAUCGUCGUCGUCUUCUUCCGGGAUCAGAGGUGACGAUGGCGACUCGCUGCAGGAAGCAGAGUGGUACUGGGGAGACAUUUCCAGGGAGGAGGUGAACGAGAAGCUGAGGGACGCGCCGGACGGGACCUUCCUGGUGCGGGACGCCUCCACCAAGAUGCAGGGGGACUACACCCUGACCCUGAGGAAGGGAGGCAACAACAAGCUGAUCAAGAUCUACCACCGAGACGGGAAGUUCGGCUUCUCGGAGCCGCUGACCUUCGGCUCGGUGGUGGAGCUCGUCGGCCAUUACCGGCACCAGUCGCUGGCCCAGUACAACACCAAGCUGGACGUUCGCCUCACCUACCCGGUGUCCCGCUUCCAGCAGGACCAGCUGGUGAAGGAGGACAACAUUGACGCUGUGGGGAAAAAGCUGCAGGAAUACCACAGCCAGUACCUGGAGAAGAGCAAAGAGUACGACCGGCUGUACGAGGAAUUCACCAAGACCUCCCAGGAGAUCCAGAUGAAUCGCACGGCCAUCGAGGCCUUCAACGAGACCAUCAAGAUCUUCGAGGAGCAGUGCCAGACGCAGGAGCGCUGCAGCCAGGACUGCGUGGAGCGCUGCAGCCGCUGCAGCGGCGACAAGGACAUGGAGAGCAUCCUGGUCAACUUCGAGAAGCUCAAGUCCCGCCUGGGGGAGAUCCACGACAGCAAGGUGCGUUUGGAGCAGGACCUGAAGACGCACGCCACAGAGAACCGCGAGACGGACAAGAAGAUGAACAGCCUGAAGCCCGACCUCAUCCAGCUGCGCAAGAUCCGCGACCAGCACCUGGUCUGGCUGAGCCAGAAGGGAGUCCGGCAGAAACGAAUCAACGACUGGCUCGGCAUACAGAACGACGCCGCCGACGAAGGCGGCGAGGAAGAGGAGAGCCUGCCUCACUACGACGAGAAGAGCUGGUUCGUAGGAGACGUGAGCCGGACGCAGGCGGAGGAGCUGCUGGGCGGGAAGCCGGACGGAGCCUUCCUGAUCCGGGAGAGCAGCAAGAAGGGCUGCUACGCCUGCUCUGUGGUGGCGUCGGGCGCGGUGAAGCACUGCGUCAUCUACAGCACGCCGCGCGGCUUCGGCUUCGCCGAGCCGUACUUCCUGUACGGCAGCCUGAAGGAGCUGGUCCUCCACUACCGCCUCACCUCGCUGGUGCAGCACAACGACGCGCUCAACGUGCGCCUCGCCCACCCCGUCCACGCCCCCACGCCGCCCCUCUGCAGGUUCAACGCCGACCCGAUCGACUCCGUCUGGAAACAUUCGGCCUGCCGGGCCGCCAUGUUGGGGGCGGGGCCUCCGGUCUGGGCUUCAGCAGAUCCACAGGAGGCGUCCGUUCUGAAGCCUGAUCAGAAACGCCUGCAGCGAAAUAUUAUUCAUCUACUCUAAAUUAAAACCAUUCAGAAAGUU